Messenger RNA from Aspergillus niger, 1539 nucleotides. RefSeq lists its product as uncharacterized. The transcript has a single exon. The coding region runs from base 1 to 1539 and encodes 512 amino acids. Gene Ontology annotation, biological process: regulation of transcription by RNA polymerase II. The record is from RefSeq and is a predicted model, not a curated record. Gene Ontology annotation, cellular component: nucleus. Lineage: Eukaryota; Fungi; Ascomycota; Eurotiomycetes; Eurotiales; Aspergillaceae.
AUGUCGACUAUCUCCGCUAGAUAUCCUUCAGAGCUGAAAACUCACCGCUGCCCUUUCGACGGUUGCACGAAGGCCUUCAACCGUCCAGCACGCUUACAGGAACACUUGCGCUCACACAACAAUGAACGACUAUUCCGUUGUACCCACGACGAUUGCGAUAAGACGUUUCUCCGAGCAUCGCAUCUGAGCCAUCACAUCAAGAGCGCCCAUACCGGAAUCAGAGAUUACGUAUGCGACCGUCCGGGAUGUGGGAAGAGCUUUGUAACUGGCUCACGGCUUCGUCGACAUAUAGCUGCUCAUGAUGGAAGAGACAAGUACCGCUGCACAGAGUUUCCGCCUUGUGAUGAGACCUUCCGAAAACACUCAACGCUCCAAAAACACAUCAUGAGCGUGCAUCUGAAACAGAAACCCUUCUCUUGCCCGCACAUCGACGCAACUACCGGCCAGAAAUGUCCAAUGGCAUUUGAUACCGCAGGACACCUUCGAGCUCAUGAGAGUCGCAUCCACACCGAGAAACGAUUCACCUGCACGGAGUGUACUCAGCAGGCCGAGCAGGCCAACCCAUCAUCAUCCGAGACUCCCGCUCUCACUACAGUAACAUUCCCGACUUACGCCCUCCUCCAAGCUCACAUCCGAACUGUCCACCCCCCACAAUGUCCCAAUUGCAACCUGACCUGUUCCACGGCCCGAGAGCUCCGCCGUCAUCUGGAGGUCAGCCACGGUAACGUGAGUCUGGAAGAGCGAAAAGUCUUCCCCUGCACCAUACCAGGUUGCGAUAGCAGCUUCACCAAAAAGGGAAACCUAACUGUGCACAUCCGCACCGUCCACCAAGGCGAGAAGCGCUUCGUCUGCGGCGAGACCGACCUUUCCAUGUCCAAGCGAGUCGUCGGCUGGACGGGAGCCGACGGCUGCGGAAAACGCUACGGGAGUAAACUCGCCCUGGAGGAGCACAUUCGCACCGCGCACCUCGGCUUUCCCAACGCCAAGGCUGAGCGUCGACAGCGUCUUGGUCUGAACAAGACACCGAACCCUCAGCAAACCGCUCCUUCCGCAUUGGCCGCUCUCACAGGUGAGGGUUAUGCCGAAGAAACCGGCCGACAGAUCACCUGCUUCAUCGAAGGCUGUCCGCACCGGUUCCACCGGAAUUACGAUCUGUGGGUCCAUAUGGGGAGUAAGCACGGAUGCACCGAGGACGAGAUUCGCGAUAUGUUCAUGCAGCGCGCGCUAUUGGCGGACAGCAAUGAGCCCGUUACCGGCGAUAUGUUUGGUAUCUAUGGACUCGAGUUCGAUAACGAUGACUCCUCCGCCCCAUAUGAACCGUAUAUCAUACAUGCAGAUUCAAAAGCUGGUCUAUAUACGAUGGGCAGUGGUGGUGACCCCACAAAUAAUGAAAACAACCCCGGCGACUUCCCCAGCAACUUUGCUGAUGCCAUGAUUCAAGAUGUCGAUGUCGAUGUUUCUUCUUCUUCUAAGAUACCCAGUGCUGAUGAUAUGGCGAUGAUUGAUCCUUUGUUGGCGUAUAAUAUGGCGGAUUCAUAG